AUGUCUUUCAAGCUCUCCACUGCCAUUGUUCUCGGUCUCAUUGCCUCCCUGUCUGCCGUCUCUGCCCAACAGACAUGUAAUGCCACCACGCAGUGUGGAACGGCUGCCCCGUGCUGCAGCGAGUUCGGGUUCUGCGGCACCGACAGCUUCUGCCUCGGCGGCUGCAACCCCCUUUGGUCGAAAUCGCUCACGUCCUGCAUGCCGGAGCCCGUCUGCCAGAGUGCCAACCUUACGUUCACCGACUUCUCGCGCGUCCUCUCCAACGCCACGUACUUUGACGGCAACGCGACAAAAUACGACUGGAUCGUGAACUCGGGCACUCUCCUCAACUCCACAACUGGCGAGGCCGCGCUAAUCCUCACUGAAACCAACGGUGGUUCCCGUAUCUCCUCCACCCGCUACGUCCACUAUGGAACCAUUACAGCCAGGCUCAAGACUGGUCGCUGGGCGGGUGUCGUGACCGCGUUCAUCACCAUGUCCGAUAUUAAGGACGAGAUCGACUGGGAGUUCCCUGGUACCCAAACCACUGAGGGCCAGUCGAACUUCUUCUGGCAAGGCUAUGUCCCCAACCCGAACGAUGGUGCCACCCAUGGCAACCUGACCGACACCUUCAGCAACUAUCACGACUACACCAUUGACUGGCAACAGGACACCCUCACCUGGCUCAUCGACGGCAAUGCCGUCCGCACCCUCAAGCGCUCGGACGUGACUGGCUCCGACGGCGUCUCGCACUACCCCUCCACCCCGUCCCGGGUGCAGCUCUCCGUCUGGCCUGCCGGCAUCUCUCAGUCCGCCCAGGGCACGAUCGACUGGUCCGGCGGGCUCAUCAACUUCGACGACCCGGACUACAAGGCCGCCGGCCACUUCUACGCCCUCGUCGAGUCCGUCUCCAUCACCUGCGCCGACUCCAAGUCGAACCCCGCCGGCGCGACCUCGUACGUCUUCGGCACCAACACCUCGUCGUUCAACCCCCAGGUCGCCGUCACGAACGAGACGACCGUGAACGGCGCCGGCUCGCUCCGCGCCCUGUCCGCGGGUGCAAGCGUCUGGAGCGCGCUCGUCGCUGGCGCCGCCCUCGCGCUCGGCGCCGUCCUCGUUUGA
Messenger RNA from Epithele typhae, 1101 nucleotides. RefSeq names its product glycoside hydrolase family 16 protein. Gene Ontology annotation, biological process: fungal-type cell wall organization; carbohydrate metabolic process. The transcript has 8 exons. Gene Ontology annotation, molecular function: hydrolase activity, hydrolyzing O-glycosyl compounds; glycosyltransferase activity. Gene Ontology annotation, cellular component: fungal-type cell wall. The coding region runs from base 1 to 1101 and encodes 366 amino acids. Lineage: Eukaryota; Fungi; Basidiomycota; Agaricomycetes; Polyporales; Epitheliaceae. The record is from RefSeq and is a predicted model, not a curated record.